This is a messenger RNA of Sungouiella intermedia, 369 nucleotides long. NCBI's taxonomy places the organism in Eukaryota, Fungi, Ascomycota, Pichiomycetes, Serinales, Metschnikowiaceae. The record is from the annotation of a GenBank genome assembly.
AUGAAAUUAUUCAAUAAACUAUUUAAAUCAGAGGAAAAGAAGAGAUAUCCAAAGUACCCUCGAUUGGAAGAGAACACCCUUGAGCAUUCAACCGAAUGCAAAGAUAUCUUACAGAAGAUGUUUGUUUCGACCAAAGCACCUCUAGAACCUCCUAUGAAAUACAAGAUUGCUGCUUUGAAACGUAAGCGCAGAAUAAGAACAAGAGGUUCCAGUAUAUAUGUGUACAUUCCUGGAGAUUCUGGGUCAUACGAAUGGAUUGAAUGCCAGGGAGAAGGCUUAGAGUGUGGAGAUUUCAGGUGUGGAGGAGACUCUGGGUGUGGAGGAGACUACGGAGGUGGGGGAGGAGAUGGUGGAGAUGGAGGAUGUUGA